Mollisia scopiformis is the source of this 1129-nucleotide messenger RNA. RefSeq lists its product as uncharacterized. The transcript is spliced from 3 exons. NCBI's taxonomy places the organism in Eukaryota, Fungi, Ascomycota, Leotiomycetes, Helotiales, Mollisiaceae. The record is from RefSeq and is a predicted model, not a curated record. Bases 387 to 1031 code for a protein of 214 amino acids.
GUUCCCUUCAAUUCGGUAAACGUCUUGUGCUUGCGUGCUUGCUUAUCCAGCCCUAUAUGACUUUUCACUCCUUCAGACCCAAGCGUUUGAUAUACUAGAUCUAUUCAAUGAGCGAGACUCUAUUCUUGCUGUUGUCUUCUUGGUUUGCAAGCAGUCUCGUGUGCUGUAAGUGAACAGCACAGAUUGGCAAGCAUGAACACUUGGAGAGUUCUCCAAACUCCAAACAGGAUGUUGUACAGGAGUCAUCGUGUGUGUUUCCAUGGGGAAGUCCUCAACAACAUCCUAUUAAUAUUCCUGGUUUCCUUUCUUUCCUCUAAUCGUUGUGCUUGAUAUUGCUCUUUUUGGUACUUUCAUUCGUGGAAAUUCAUGAAGAGCUAGCUCUAGGGAUGUCAGACUGGAAUAUGAAAGUCGUUUGGCCCAAAGAUGGGCCCAUGGGUCGCCGGAAGCGAGGUUUCUUCAGAGGACUCAAUGACAUACGGAAAGGGAAAGGACCCGAUAUGUUUGUGCAGCAAGGGAGAGCGAACACCCAACCCAUCUCUCCUGAUCGAUGGACAAAUUGGGACUCGUAUCAUGAUGUGGGAAGCCAUUUCAACGAGGCACAACAACACAAUGGCUUUCGCAGUACUUCUCGUGGGCUGAAACGAUACGACCCAGUCACAAGGAAAUACAGAACCUGGGAGAUGCCUAUGGACUGGUUCCAGGUGGGCGUACAUGGUCUCGGAAUUGGGAUAAAUGGUGAUGGCUUUCCAAGAUUCACUGAGAGUGAAAGAAUCAACAUCAACAAUCGACGGAAUCGCGGGCUACCCCGCGUCGAUCCAAAUCACAGAAAUAUGGGAGGAGAUUGGGAUGAUUUCGGCCCAAAGCGGUUUCGGGGGGAGCAUGACCACUUCUGGGAAAAUGCUCAUCGAAUUGGUGAGAUUACGAGACUGGCCAUGGGCGGGCCAUUGCCGCCACUGUUACAGCAGAUCUUGGGUCGCCCGAUGCAGAUGCACCAAAAUUAUCAUUAUGAGCCGGAUUUGUGGGCGCUGUGAACGAUCGGUUUGGGUUGAGUGGCUGUCUUGAGGAGAGGCCGGGGAAAGGCAUGCUUUUGUCGUUCUUGCACUUCUAAUUCUGGCAAAUCAAGCCUUGG